This is a messenger RNA of Brassica oleracea var. oleracea, 1896 nucleotides long. RefSeq names its product H/ACA ribonucleoprotein complex subunit 4-like. Bases 63 to 1709 code for a protein of 548 amino acids. Gene Ontology annotation, biological process: snRNA pseudouridine synthesis; rRNA pseudouridine synthesis; box H/ACA sno(s)RNA 3'-end processing. Lineage: Eukaryota; Viridiplantae; Streptophyta; Magnoliopsida; Brassicales; Brassicaceae. The transcript has a single exon. Gene Ontology annotation, cellular component: box H/ACA snoRNP complex. The record is from RefSeq and is a predicted model, not a curated record. Gene Ontology annotation, molecular function: pseudouridine synthase activity; RNA binding.
CCUCUUCCUCCUCCAUCACUCAAAACCCUUUUUCCGACAAGAACCCUAACCCAACCGCCGCCAUGACAGAAGUCGAAGAAGUUCCAGCCGACACCGGAGACUACAUGAUCAAGCCCCAGAGCUUCACCCCCGCCAUCGACACAUCCCAGUGGCCCCUCCUCCUCAAGAACUACGACCGCCUCAACGUCCGUACCGGUCACUACACUCCCAUCUCCUCCGGCCACUCCCCUCUCAAGCGUCCUCUCAUAGACUACAUCCGCUACGGUGUCAUCAACCUCGACAAGCCCUCGAACCCUUCCUCUCACGAGGUCGUCGCUUGGAUCAAACGCAUCCUCCGCGUCGAGAAGACGGGGCACAGUGGAACCCUUGACCCUAAAGUCACGGGUAACCUCAUCGUCUGCAUCGACAGAGCCACGAGGCUUGUGAAGUCGCAGCAAGGUGCGGGGAAAGAGUACGUCUGCGUUGCUCGUCUCCACUCUGCUGUCCCCGACGUGGCGAAAGUGGCGAGGGCUCUCGAGUCGCUCACCGGAGCUGUGUUCCAGAGGCCGCCUUUGAUCUCUGCCGUGAAGAGGCAGCUGAGGAUUAGGACGAUCUACCAAAGUAAGUUGCUUGAGUACGAUGCGGAUAGGCAUUUGGUUGUGUUCUGGGUUUCUUGUGAGGCGGGUACUUAUAUUAGGACCAUGUGUGUUCACUUGGGUUUACUUCUUGGUGUUGGUGGGCAUAUGCAAGAGCUUAGGAGGGUUAGGUCUGGGAUAUUGGGUGAGAAUGAUAACAUGGUUACGAUGCAUGAUGUCAUGGAUGCUCAGUGGAUGUAUGAUAACUACAAGGAUGAGAGUUAUCUCAGGAGGGUGAUUAUGCCUCUUGAGGUGAUCUUGACGAGCUACAAGAGGCUCGUUGUGAAGGAUUCUGCUGUCAAUGCGAUCUGCUAUGGUGCUAAGCUGAUGAUUCCCGGGCUUUUGAGGUUCGAGAAUGAUAUUGAUGUCGGUAGUGAGGUUGUUUUGAUGACGACCAAAGGUGAGGCGAUUGCUGUUGGGAUUGCUGAGAUGACGACCUCUGUGAUGGCUACUUGUGACCAUGGCGUGGUGGCUAAGAUCAAGAGGGUGGUGAUGGAUAGGGACACUUACCCGAGGAAGUGGGGUCUGGGGCCUAGGGCUUCGAUGAAGAAGAAGCUUAUCGCUGAUGGGAAGUUGGAUAAGCAUGGGAAGCCUAAUGAGAAGACGCCUGUUGAGUGGAGCAGGAACGUGGUGUUGCCAACCGGUGGUGAUGCUAUGAUUGCUGGUGCUGCUGCGGCUCCUGAGAAGGUUGAUGUUGGUGCAGCUGUCGUGGAGAAGGUUGAGGCUGAGAAUGGAGAAGUGAGCAAGCGUAAGCACAAGCGUGAUGAGAGCAAUGAUAGCCCCGCUCCCGUGUCAACCAAGAAAGCGAAGACCAAAGAUGUUGAUACAGAAGAGAAGGUGAAGUCUGAGAAGAAGGAGAAGAAGAAAAAGAAGGACAAGGAUGAGGAUACAGAAGAGGUAGCGACACCAAAGUCAGAGAAGAAGAAAAAGAAGAGCAAGGAGACUGGUGAGGAUGAGUCAGCAGCAGAGAAGAGUGAGAAGAAGAAGAAAAAGAAGAGCAAGGAGACUGAUGAAGCUGCUUCAGCUGAGAAGAGUGAGAAGAAGAAAAAGAAGGACAAGAAGAAGAAAAGCAAAGACAGCGAAGAUGAGGAAUAAUUAGAUUGAGUUUUGUGUUAUGGUAUCUAUUCUGGAUAAAAGUGAGACAAAAGGCAUUUCAUGCUUGUAUCCAACGUCUCACUUCAGAUUAGUUUUUGUUUCUUAGUUUUUUAUAUUUAUGUUUUUCCUUUUUAUCUGUAAGACUUUAUGAGAUGAUGGCUUUGGUUGGUUCUUAUGUUUUUCAACA